AUUACUGUACACUCCAUGCACAGCACUGUAUAUCAUGUCCAUCACUGUACACCCCAUGCACAGCACUGUAUAUCAGGUCCAUCACUGUACACUCCAUGCACAGCACUGUAUGUUGGGUCCAUCACUGUACACUCCAUGCACAGCACUGUAUAUCAGGUCCAUCACUGUACACUCCAUGCACAGCACAGUAUGUUGGGUCCAUUUCUGUACACUCCAUGCACAGCACUGUAUAUCAGGUCCAUCACUGUACUCCAUCACUGUACACUCCAUGCACAGCGCUGUAUAUCAGGUCCAUCGUACACUCCAUGCACAGCACUGUAUAUCAGGUCCAUCACUGUACACUCCAUGCACAGCACAGUAUGUUGGGUCCAUUACUGUACACUCCAUGCACAGCACUGUAUAUCAUGUCCAUCACUGUACACCCCAUGCACAGCACUGUAUAUCAGGUCCAUCACUGUACACUCCAUGCACAGCACUGUAUGUUGGGUCCAUCACUGUACACUCCAUGCACAGCACUGUAUAUCAGGUCCAUCACUGUACUCCAUCACUGUACACUCCAUGCACAGCGCUGUAUAUCAGGUCCAUCGUACACUCCAUGCACAGCACUGUAUAUCAGGUCCAUCACUGUACACUCCAUGCACAGCACAGUAUGUUGGGUCCAUUUCUGUACACUCCAUGCACAGCACUGUAUGUUGGGUCCAUCAUUGUACACUCCAUGCACAGCACUGUAUAUCAGGUCCAUCACUGUACACUCCAUGCACAGCACUGUAUGUUGGGUCCAUUACUGUACAAUGCAAUUCAGUCCAGUCUCUAGGGUUCAGUAUGAGGUCCAGUCCAAUUAAUCUUUUCCAUUCUCCCCUAUCUACCCUCCCUCCUUGAAGCCAAGCACACUAGCCUGGAGCCAGCAGCAGUCAGCCAGUGGGUCUCAGUUCCAGCUGAUUCCCUCCUCCCCUUCUAGGCUUCCUGAGAUUUUCCCAAACCCCCUCACAUCUGCCAGGGAGAGCAGGACAGCCCCCACUUCCACAUCUGGGCUGGAUCCUGUUUACUGAGACCUGACAUGGCAUGAAGUGAGCCUUCAUCUAACCCUCAGCCUUCCACCGCAUCUCUGCCUGCAAGGUGAGGGGGACACUGGGGCUGGAGGUGAGGUGGGGAAUCUGACAAUGAUUGGGGGGAGGACUGGGGGAAUGUGACAAUGAUUGGGGGGGAUCUGACAAUGAUUGGGGGAGGACUGGGAAUCUGACAAUGAUUGGGGGGGAGAACUGGGGGAAUCUGACAAUGAUGGGGGGGAAUCUGACAAUGAUUGGGAGGGAGGAGUGGGGGAAUCUGACAAUGAUUGGGGGGGACUGGGGAAUCUGACAAUGAUUGGGGGGAGGACUGGGGGAAUCUGACAAUGAUGGAGAGAGAGAGUUACUGGGAAUCUGACAUUGAUGGAGAGAGAGAGAGUUACUGGGAAUCUGACAUUGAUGGAGAGAGAGAGUUACUGGGAAUCUGACAUUGAUGGAGAGAGAGAGAGUUACUGGGAAUCUGACAUUGAUGGAGAGAGAGAGUUACUGGGAAUCUGACAAUGAUGGAGAGAGAGAGUUACUGGGAGUCUGACAAUGAUGGAGAGAGAGAGUUACUGGGAAUCUGACAAUGAUGGAGAGAGAGAGAGUUACUAGGAAUCUAUCAUUGAGAGAGAGAGUUACUGGGAAUCUGACAAUGAUGGAGAGAGAGAGUUACUAUGAAUCUGACAAAGAUGGAGAGAGAGAGUUACUAGGAAUCUGACAUUGAUGGAGAGAGAGAGUUACUGGGAAUCUGACAUUGAUGGAGAGAGAGAGUUACUGGGAAUCUGACAUUGAUGCAGAGAGAGUUACAGGGAAUCUGACAUUGAUGGAGAGAGCUACUGGGAAUCUGACAUUGAUGGAGAGAGAGAAUUACUGGGAAUCUGACAAUGAUGGAGAGAGAGUUACUAGGAAUCUGACAAUGGUGGAGAGAGAGAGUUACUAGGAAUCUGACAAUGGUGGAGAGAGAGAGUUACUAGGAAUCUGACAUUGAUGGAGAGAGAGAGUUACUGGGAAUCUGACAUUGAUGGAGAGAGAGAGAGUUACUGGGAAUCUGACAUUGAUGGAGAGAGAGAGUUACUGGGAAUCUGACAAUGAUGGAGAGAGAGAGUUACUGGGAAUCUGACAAUGAUGGAGAGAGAGAGUUACUGGGAAUCUGACAAUGAUGGAGAGAGAGAGUUACUAGGAAUCUAUCAUUGAUGAGAGAGAGAGUUACUGGGAAUCUGACAAUGAUGGAGAGAGAGAGUUACUAUGAAUCUGACAAUGGUGGAGAGAGAGAGUUACUAGGAAUCUGACAUUGAUGGAGAGAGAGAGUUACUGGGAAUCUGACAUUGAUGGAGAGAGAGAGUACUGGGAAUCUGACAUUGAUGCAGAGAGAGUUACAGGGAAUCUGACAUUGAUGGAGAGAGCUACUGGGAAUCUGACAUUGAUGAAGAGAGAGAGAAUUAUUGGGAAUCUGACAUUGAUGGAGAGAGAGAGUUACUGGGAAUCUGACAAUGAUGGAGAGAGAGAGUUACUAGGAAUCUGACAAUGGAGGAGAGAGAGAGUUACUAGGAAUCUGACAUUGAUGGAGAGAGAGAGUUACUGGGAAUCUGACAUUGAUGGAGAGAGAGAGAGUUACUAGGAAUCUGACAUUGAUGGAGAGAGAGAGUUACUCGGAAUCUGACAUUGAUGGAGAGAGAGAGUUACUGGGAAUCUGGCAAUGAUGGAGAGAGAGUUACUAGGAAUCUGACAUUGAUGGAGAGAGAGAGAGUUACUGGGAAUCUGACAUUGAUGGAAAAAGAGAGAGUUACAGGGAAUCUGACAUUAAUGGGGAGAGAGAGUUACUGGGAAUCUGACAAUGAUAUUAGAGAGAGUUUAUCUCUUACAUAACGUGAAUUCUAAUACCAAAAGGGCAGCAUUUUUCCUGCCUUACCCAUCAGCGUGAAUACAUUUUCUGCAUACAAGAAAACUCAGUGCCUGGAAAGCGUUCAUAUAAUCUAACUUCUAUUCUGACCUCAUAGCUCCUGAUCCUAAAAAUUUUAAGAAAAACUCUAAUGCACAAUAACCACUGCAGCCCAUUGCAGUGGUUGUGGUGCUAGGAUUGUCCUGGUACCUUUGCAGAAUAAUAAGUCAAACUGUUUUAGAAAAGUUUGCCAACUUACCUGGCUUUUGUCAGGCACCUGCUGCGCUGCAUCCAGUCUUCACGAAGCAGAUAAGCACAGUCAAUACAGGACUACGUUCAUUGGUUGAGAACACUGACUCUUUCAGAUAAGGAGCGCUGUCCUCUACGGGUCUACUUAGCUCAGUAAAACUAACAUAUUCUCCUGCAGGAGUAGACCAGAUGCAAGGUCUGCUACCUAGGUAUCCAGGACCAAGGUAAGUUGUAAAACUCUUCUAAAAGCAUGCGUGGGAUAGGAUAAGGCUAUCCUAACUAUAAGAUAAGGCCAGGGACUAAUGAAAGUAUUUAGAAAAUUGGGCAGACUAGAUGGGCCGAAUGGUUCUUAUCUGCCGUCACAUUCUAUGUUUCUAUGUUUCUAAAAGGUUUAACAAUUUACACUGGGAUGGUGCCUGUUAUUUGUAGCAGUUAUGGAGCUCGAAGUUUCCCUUUAAAUUACUUAAUGAGCUUGACCUGUAACAGUUUGCAUGGGGACCAAUAUCAAAAUUAAUUUUGAAGAACCACAAGUGCCAAAUUCCUGCCCUUCUGGGAUAUUAAAUAUUAGUUAAAUGUCACAAGGUCAGCUCAUUUAAAGCAUUGCAGAGUAUUAUCAAACAUUUAUCUGCCAUUUAUGAUUUGUUUAAUUAGAACCGAAAUUAGUCACAUGCAAAGUACAACUUCAUCACGAAUCUUUGAAGUUAAACUACAAACAAGACCCUAAAUUCCUUUUGUGACUUGAAAUUAGUUAGGUAACAGGGUACUCUAAAUUAAAGGUAUACUCAAAGUACCAUAACCACUACAGCUAAUUUUAGUGAUUAUGGUGCAAGGACUCCAAUUGGAACAGUCCUUUUCAAAGUCCUAAAAAAAAGUUUGACGAAAAAAAAAUAUUUAGGAAUUUUGCUUCCUCAUUAUCAGUACCAAUAUUGGAAUGAUUGCAUACCCCCCAACAUCGGUGACGCGAGAAGUGUCAAGGUAAAAGGUGGUGGACCUGCUUGGAAAGGGGGCAGGUCUGCCAGAAAAACAGGCAGGUCAGCUUUGUGUGAAUGCAUGCCGGGGCUGCCAUCAGAAAUUUUGAGGCCCCUUACACAGCUUUAAGGCCUAGGCCCCGUCAUGUGUGAAAGGACAUCUGAGAAAAAAAACAUUUUCCAAGCAUUUCUUUUAAAUAAGUCCGGUGCUCAGAAAUGUGCAGGUGUCUCUGGAUGAGCCAUUCCAAAGCUAGCUUAUUUUUUUAAUAAAAGAAAAUCACUCCCAAAAAAACAACUGCGUAUACGCUAGGUGGUCUCGUAUUGCGCAAUCGUUUUAACCCAUUGAGUAUUGAUGAACUCAGUCCCAUGUGAAAUUUAUUGUUGGGUCAAAGCGUGAUUUAUCCCAGAUCAUCGUGCAUUCUUGAGCGCAUUUUCCGACAUAGCUCAUUAACCCGCAUUCUAUUUGCCAAUCUGUCACAGUAAUUACUGCGUAGUGACAUAGAUACAGAGCGUUCCAUCUGGUUUAGUGUUUUUUUUAAGGCAGUAAGGGGGCCCCAGUGCACUGUGGAAACCACCAGCAUUGCUCGCAAAAAUAUACAAGCGAAAUGCGAUGCACUCUUAGUAACUUACGGAAAAAAAGUUCUCUUUUUUUUUUUUGCUCAUGAAUAUUUGCCAAGAAACUAAAAUCUGGUGAUUGCAAAAACAGCUGGGACUACUCGGUGUGUAAUCCACCGUCACAGUCACCAUACAAGUGGAUAGUCUGCAUCUGCAAGAGUAAUGUGCAGACAUGUUUCUAUCAGGUUUUUAUGUCUUGCACUAGACCGGCUGUUUUUAACCCCUUGGGUAAGGCCCCCAAACUAAUUAAGAACACUUUCGCACUACUGAUCAGAGAGCUAAGUCUCUUUCACAGAGCCUCAAGCCUACAAUAGCAACUUUCAACUGCAACAGUCUUUGUCAAACCUCGUCAAAGCUAUGAGUUCAUUUUAGUUUUUGUGUUUUAUUUUGUAGAUGCUGUACUACAUCAUUAAUGUCCAAAACCUUCUGCUUGACCCCCUCCCCCCACCCUGUUUUAUUGGGAUCUUACAGACCCCAAAAACUUUGUUUUUUUUCCAUGUAUGAUGUCUGUGUAACUUUUUUUAUUCUAAUCUGCAGCACUGAGAAGGUUAGGUGAAUAUUAAGUAUAAAUAGGUAAGAAGUUUCGGUUCUGAAAGCUGAGGCUUGCAGAGUCCAGUUCGGUUUUUGGAUUGCUUGUCUUCGCCAUUGGUGUUGAUUUUACUGAGCUCUAUUUUGCCUCCGGAAGAAACAGUUUCAACAGAAAAGCAGUUAGCUUGCAGUCUUUUGGGGUUUUUUUUUUUUACUAUUUUUUUUUUACACCUGCAGCCGAUUAAAAUUAUAGUGACUACUGCUGGUCAAUGUUUCAGUAAAACAGAAAAUAAACACAAGCUAAAUAAGAAAAAGUUAACGCUACUUUUAAAUGCAUAAAUUUUGUAUGCCCCCAGGAUAUUCUAGUGACUUUAAGAAGUAUUUCAAUCUUAGACUCGCUUUAGAAAUCAUCUUCCCUUUGGAGGCUUAUCACUAAAAGAAUAAAAUAAUGAUUAUAGAUUAUAGAGGGGUGUUUAUGGUAUGUGGCAUGUGUACUUUGAAUGGUUAUAUGCAAAGUACUCACCCUCUAUGAUUGAUAGCAGAGUGUGUGUCUGCAUGAAGAAUAAGAUGGUCAGCCUGGUGUGAAUGCAUGUCAGGCUGCCUUCCAAUCAUGCAGGAUGACCAACCAAGGACAUCCUAUGCAGAAAGCCCCCUUAGCCUGGCAUAAAUGCGUCUAAUGAUGCGCUCGCUCUACGCUUUCUAAGGACUGUCCUCUACCACUUACUUGUCCACUCCUCUCCUAUCCUUCUUACUAGCAGGCAGAGGCUCCUAUUAUACAGUCUGGGACAGAGAAAAGGUGUAUGGUGCGUGUAGAAGAAAGGGAACAUGCCACAGUGUUAGAGAGACUGAAGAAGCAACAGUAUUUGCAUAGUGCGCAAAGUCAGCUUUACCUUAACUGAUUUAUUUGUCAGCCAGUCCACACAAGUUUUGUUCCCCUACAUCCCUCUUAAGUUUCCAUACUUCAGCAAAAGCAUGUGAAGAGUAGUAAAUAAAUAAAUAAAUAAAUAUAUAUAUAUUUUAUCAAUGGGUCUAUUCCAUAGGCAUGGGCCUGGAGUUGCAGCUCCAUUAGCCCCUAUGUUAAAACGGCCCUGCCUCUAAACCACUGUGCAAAGAGGCACUUCAUCUCAUUGAUGUGGUUAAUAUUUCCGAAGUCCGCUGGCACUAUCCCACUAUUCGGUGUUAAAUCAUUUUCAUUAAGUUUAAACUGAAUGAGGGUCCCUGACCACCCAAAAUCCAGCCCCAUUCUGCUGCCAAAGCUAAUGCAUCAGCUGGAACAUGUGUGGGCAGCAGUGAUAGACUGAGAACAAUAGUUGAGCCUAUGACAUUGUUCAGCUGGGGCCAGGUCUACGGGCGCCUGGGGACAUCAUUUAGUCACCUAACAGUUGGAAAGGCUGUUAUGCAAAUAAUAAUUUCUGAAGUCUAAAAUAAUGUAAUAAUUAACACUAUAUUUAUCUCUGUCCUUGAAAUAAGCUUCUCGUCCCCCUGUCAAUCAUUCUCAUAAGCACCUUGAUUGCAUUAUGUGCCCUUGUUGUGCCAAGACUGGGCUGUGAUGUAAAGUGUUAAAUCCUUAAUAUACCUUUAUAAGACAUUGAACAUGAAACAUGAGAUCACAUGAAAAAAAGGCUAAAAUUAGUUUAUAGUGAUUUUCAGUUUUUAAUUCAACGCUGCUAUUUCCAGUGAAAUGUUGAUUCUCAAUUAAUAUAUAGAUUGGUUCUUUUGUGAAUAUUAGCUCCAAUAUGUAAAACUGCAUUUGCCGUAAAUGCACUCUGAAAGCAAAUGCUGUCAGCGUACUUAAAAUCUUGCUCCCUUUAAGUAGUUUUAUUCCAAAAUAAACACCAUUGUCUAUUCAUCCGAAUUGGUACAUAGCUGUAAGACUUCCUGUGUAAUGAUUUCACUUUGUACACGACCCUUUCUCCGGGGCAUUGACGCACUAUAAAUAUCCUAUAAAUAUUUUGCUGGACUCUGUUCUUUUAAUCCAAGGAGUGAAUUGCUUUCAUGUCUUUUCCUCUUCAGUGAAAUGCGACCCUGUGUUCAUGUCUUUUUCUUUGUGUGGCUGAUGGUCUGCUCCCAUGGGUCCAAUGGACAAGAGGAAGAAGAGGAAUAUGAGUAUUACGGAGAGGUCCCGCCAGAUGAGGACAAUGAUGACAGACCAUUGGAAGAAAUCAAACCAAGCUCUCCCACCAUGCUCUGUCCCAAGGACUGCACCUGUACCCAGGAAGGAGUGGUGGAUUGUGCAGGAGUAGACCUACGGGAGUUUCCAGCCGAUCUUCCUGAAUAUACUAACCACCUCUCCCUGCAGGUCAGAGAUACUCACUAGUGUAUAUGUAUUUCUUUAGGUCAGCUGGGAUAGAAUUAUGGAACUGUACCCCAAAUCCAGCUUCUGGGACAAUGGAUGGAUAUCCAAGCUCCUGAAGAAUUUUGAAACCUUGAUCCUCAAGUGCAAUUAAAACAGCAGAUGAAGAGUUAUGAAUAGAUUAGAACAUGAUUUCCCAUUCAGUUAGUAAGCCUUCCUAGUUCCUUAUGGAAUUCAGAUAGUUAUAUUGUCAUAUCCGCAUUGCAUUCUCUGCAUUUUUGUGGUAAACGAAAUGUUAAUGUCUUGUCUUCUCUCUACAAACUGCUGGGUUAGAAUUUGUCCACACAGGGUUGCAGAAACAAAUCCCCCCAUAUGUUCUACUCUUCUGUCUUUUCCUAUUUACCCCACCACCACCCUAGUGCUGGUGUCUAUUAACCUACGGCUAAUCGUAACUUGCUUGUAGCUCUAGAAUGAAAUAUAUGUUAGUUAAAGAUUAUGCUUGUUCCUUUCUAAGAUGAUAAACAGGGCCGGCCAAGAGUUUUGAUGCAUUACAUACAUUUCCAUAGGCGUGCGCAGCCUAUUGCAUUAGGGUGUGCACCCUAAAGCACAAACACACGCCGUGUGUGUGUGUGUGUGUGUGUGUGUAUGUAUCUAUAUAUAUAUGUAUGUGUAUAUAUCUAUAUAUACAUAUAGAUAUAUACACACACACUGCUGUGUGUGCUGUUAGUGUGCUGUGAGUAUGAUGUGAGGGUGUUUGUGUGUGUGUGUGUGUGUGUGUUUGUGACUGUGCUGUUUGUGUGUGUAUGUUUGGCCUGUGAGGGUGCUGUUUGUGUGAGUGUUGUGUAUUUGUGAGGGUGCUGUUUGUGUGUGUGUGUUUGUGAGGGUGCUGUUUGUGUGUGUGUGUGUUUGUGAGGGUGCUGUUAGUGUGCUGUGUGUGAGGGUGUUGUGUUUUUUUUAAAGGUGCUGUGUGUGUUUGUGAGGGUGCGGUUAGUGUACUGUGUGUGUGUGAGCUGUAUGUGUGUAGGUGCUGUAUGUGUGUGUGCUGUAUGUUUGGAGGGAUUUGGCAGAUUAGUAAAUCCUUGCUGCCAUGUGCCAUCCCUGGUGGUCCAGUGGAGAGUGAACUCUAGCCUGCGGGGCUAGAGUUAACUCUCGCGAGAUCUGAGCGUUGCCGCAGCAACGCUCAGAUAUCGCGAGAGGAACCUGGCGGAGCUUCUGUCUAGAGCUCCCUGGGUCCUCUCCUGCCUCCCUCCAUGCUGCUGUGGGCCGGUGAGGUAGAUCUUUGGUCUCCCCGCCGGCCCAUGGAGGCUUAGAGCAGAGCCGGCACUCAGAUAGCGCCGGCUCUGCGUGUAUGUGUGUAUAUAUAUAUAUAUAUAUGUAUAUAUAUAUAUAUAUACAAUACAUACGAAGUAAUAGGUGGAGCUGUGUAAUGUCCUAUAUCUGUAAGACAGAAUAAAUGCAAAUAGCGUAGAGAGUCUGCACAAAUAAUAAUAGAAGUAAAAAUAAAAUCGUUGAACUCACAAGGUUGGAGUCAUACCAUCAUAUGACUCUAGCGGUAUGUUCCUUUGGACCAUUAGGGGGUUGUCCAGACCCUUCUAUCGUUGGUUACUGGAUACUCCUCUUUAGUGGUCCUUUUUGUGUCCCCCAAGGAAUUCUCAGUAUGAUGCUUAUUCUUAAAAUAGAUAUUUCUUUAUUUCCAAUAUAAAAUGUUAACAAAAAUUUACAGUAAACAAAAAUACUAUACCAAUAAAUAUUGGAUAUAGAUAAAGCAGGUUAGAGUGUCCAAAACGCGUUUCGCCUGAUAUACAGGCUUCCUCAGUUGGCUCUGUGUUGUUUCCUUUCUAUUAAAAGAAUUUCCAGCUGGUUUUGCCGCUUUUAUAUGAUACUUCCGGGUUUCGGCUUCUUGGAACGCAACGUGCGUUCCGGCGCCGGUAUUUACUUCCGGGUUCCGGCCGCCGGAACGCAACGUGCGUUCCAUAACUGUCUCUCAUUUCAACAUUACGUUGAGAUGGAACGCACAUGUGUUCAGAUUAGUCAGCUGAUGGUUUCAUCUGUCGGAGCUUCUCUGUCCAGCAGAGCUAUAGAGCAUCCUUCUUUUGUACUUCAUAAUAAUAACCAAUCAUGUAUGGGAAUUAUAUAUAUAAACAUAAAGAGGGUUAUAUAUAACAAAUCUUUCUUACCUAUUUUAUUAGAAGCACAUUGUGAUAUAAUAGACCUUAGGUAUUUUCACUAAGAGAUUAGUCCUUUAUCAUUUUUUAUAUUAUAGCUUAUUGGAUUUAAUAGCCCAUUUUUUAUCAGUUUAAGUACAAUAUCACUUAUUUUUUCAUUAAAUAUUAUCAAUACAAAUAUUAUUGGUAUUAUUUAUGAUAUAUUAUUAUUAUUUUUUUUUUUUUAUACAUGUUUUUUCUUCACAAGGUAUACAUAGGUAUGUUUGAUAAAACUGGAUGAGAAAGAUUUGUAAUAUAUAACCCUCUUUAUGUUUAUAUAUAUAAUUCCCAUACAUGAUUGGUUAUUAUUAUGAAGUACAAAAGAAGGAUGCUCUAUAGCUCUGCUGGACAGAGAAGCUCCGACAGAUGAAACCAUCAGCUGACUAAUCUGAACACAUGUGCGUUCCAUCUCAACGUAAUGUUGAAAUGAGAGACAGUUAUGGAACGCACGUUGCGUUCCAAGAAGCCGAAACCCGGAAGUAUCAUAUAAAAGCGGCAAAACCAGCUGGAAAUUCUUUUAAUAGAAAGGAAACAACACAGAGCCAACUGAGGAAGCCUGUAUAUCAGGCGAAACGCGUUUUGGACACUCUAACCUGCUUUAUCUAUAUCCAAUAUUUAUUGGUAUAGUAUUUUUGUUUACUGUUAAUUUUUGUUAACAUUUUAUAUUGGAAAUAAAGAAAUAUCUAUUUUAAGAAUAAGCAUCAUACUGAGAAUUCCUUGGGGGACACAAAAAGGACCACUAAAGAGGAGUAUCCAGUAACCAACGAUAGAAGGGUCUGGACAACCCCCUAAUGGUCCAAAGGAACAUACCGCUAGAGUCAUAUGAUGGUAUGACUCCAACCUUGUGAGUUCAACGAUUUUAUUUUUACUUCUAUUAUUAUUUGUGCAGACUCUCUACGCUAUUUGCAUUUAUUCUGUUUUACAGAUAUAGGACAUUACACAGCUCCACCUAUUACUUCGUAUGUAUUGCAUUUGUUUUUAUAGUGGUGUAAGGGGUACCACUUUAUAGGUGUUUAAAGAGCUACCACAUUUUUUAUCACUGUGUACUUCUUUGUUUUCAUAUUCAUAUAUAUAUAUACGCAUACACAUACACUCUCACAGACACACACACACAUUCACAGACACACACUCACACAGACACACACAUACACAGACACACUCACACAGGCACACAUUCACAGACACACACUCACACUCACACACAGACACACUCACACACAGACACACUCACACACAGACACACACACACAUUCACAGACACACACAGACACACACACACAGACACACACACACACACAGACACACACACACUCACACACACACUCACACACAGACACACUUCACACUCACACACACACACACACACACUCACACACAGACACACUCCACACACAGACACACACACACACAGACACUCACACACACACACAGACACACUCACACACAGACACACACACUCACACACAGACACACACAGACACACACACACACUCACACAGACACACACACACAUACACACUCACACACAGACACACUCCACACACAGACACACACACACUCACACACAGACACACACACACACUCACACACAGACACACUCACACACAGACAGACACACUCACACACAGACACACUCACACACAGACACACUCACACACAGACACACUCACACACACACAGACACACACACUCACACACAGACACACACACACACACGAACAAAUUAUUACAUUUUAAUAAAAAAAAAUGUCCACCCAGCCUCCUAUCUGGAGUGCUGGCGUGGACUUUUCACUGGGGUCCAGUGGGGCGGGCGGCUCUCUGCAUCUCAGCCGCGGCGAGGGAGCUGUCUGGUGUCUGCUCCCUCUCGCCGCGCGGGCUGUCUGCUGUAGCUGGGAGCCGGAAUAUGACGUCAUAUUCCGGCUCCCGGCAUCAGCGCGCGGCGAGAGGGAGCAGACAGCAGACUGCAGACAGCAGACAGCUCCCUCGCCACGGCUGAGAUGCAGAGAGGGGGGGAAUCCAUCACCUCUUGCCCCCCCCAUGACAGGGGCAAGAGGUGAGACGGGGACGCUGAGUGGCUGCAGGAACUCAAACCAUAGGCGUGCCACGGGGAUUAGGGUGUGCCCAGGCACCCGACACACCCCGUGUGCACGCCUAUGUACAUUUCUAAUCUACUGUAGUGUUUAUUUAUUUCCUUUGUUUACUUUGUCAUUCUGUCUUUUCUCUGUAAUUUGUGACACUCCCCAUCAUAAAUCAUCUAUCACUUUCUCCUGCUGCACACUGACUUGAAUGCAAAAUUCACUACACAAUUAAUGCUACACAUCCUUUAAACCCUGCAGUGAGGUAUAUGAAAUGUUUACCUAUCCUGAUAAAAACAGCAUAAUGGUUAGAAUUGACCAAUGUUUCAACCAUUUUCUGUCCAGGGAAAGGCACAUGGAGAUUUGUAGAAAAUCAUUGCAUUUUAUUGCACGUUUAACAGUGUCCUUUCAAGACGUGUACAAGGCAGACGAGAAGGCAAAACUCACACAUACACAAUACAGGCAAGCAAUUAAAAGAACACUAUAGGGUCAGGAACACAAAUAUGUAUUCCUGACUGUAUAGUGUUAAAACCACCAUCUAGCCCCCGUUGAUCCCUCUUGCAUUCCUAAAUAUAGUAAAAUCUUACUUGUAUUCAAGUCUGCAGUUGCUAUCUCUUCCCCUGUCUGCCUGCUUGGCUGACAUCAUCAGGAGUGAUUCUCUGAGCUAAUCACAAUGCUUUCCCAUAGGAUUGGCUGAGCUUGUCAAGAAGGCAGAUCAGGGGCAGAGCCAGCACAAGUCAAACACAGCCCUGGCUGAUCUGCAUCUUCUCAUAGAGAUGCAUUGAACCAAUGCAUCUCUAUGAGAAAGAUUUGGUGUCUCCAUGCAGAGGGUGGAGACACUAAAUGUCAGUCACAUUGUGCAGCACUGCUCCAGGAAGCACCUCUAGUAGCCAUCUGAGGAGUGGCCAGUGGAGGUAUCCCUAGGCUGUAAUGUAAACACUGCCUUUUCUCUGAAAAUACAGUGUUUACUGCAAAAAGCCUAAAGGGACUGACUAUACUCACCAGAACAAAUACAAUAAGCUGUAGUUGUUCUGGUGACUAUAGUGUUCCAUUCCUUUAAACUCAUAUAACAUACACAAGAGCCUAAGACACACCCAUCUAUAUACACACUACAGGAAAACAGUCUGACACACAUACAAACAGUCUGAAGGCAAGGUGUUAAAAUUAUACAAACAGAAACACACAUAUACCCUGUAGACAAGGGGUUAAAGCAGACCCACAGUGGAGGUUAGGGGUUAAAAAAAUAUACACCAAUUGCAGGCAUUCUCUACUAAUAAUAAUAAUAAUCUCUGCCCUUUGCUGCGUUGUCUCUGGACCUACUUCCAAUGUGUCAGCUUGGGUUCAGAAAGGGUUAAAUACAUUCUCAUGUGAAGACAGAAGGUUUCACUCACUCUGUCUGGUUUUCUAAGAUUUUAUCAGUCUGCCCAGUAAUGCAAUACAGAUAGGGCUUUUCAAAGAAAUGUGAGCUGCUGUGAAGUCGAUACAAAGUCAAUGUCAAGUUUUAGGCCACAUGUACGUUCUGGUGUAGGAAAGUGAGGGAACAUUAGGGGACAUUCUGUACCUAUAUAAAUCCCAUUAUCCCUUGUGGCACUCAGUUGUGGGUUAUGAGCCUAAGAGUGUGUGAUUUACUGAGUUUGUAUUUCCAGUUUUGAAUUUGUUUUUACUUAUCCUGACUACUCUGAUAUCUAUUAUCCCGACCUUGGUUCUGAUUCCUUGCAGUGCUGUCUCUCUGUACUGACCUUGACUAGUCUUCCUGCAUUAUUGCUUUUCAGGUAUUCAGACUGAGUACCAGUAACUGUCCUAUUUUCUUUUUUGUCUCAAGUUUGCGUGUUAGAGAAUUUGGCCCUGACACAUACCUAGAGAAUCAGACUCCUGUGAUGGAAUAGGUCAUUGGCACCCCCCGAAUAAUUUUUUUUUUUUAAACUCCAUGUGGCGGACCGUCUGGUACCCCGACUGGAUACCUCUGCCAAUCACGCUUCCUAGUAUCACAGAGUACUAUAAGCACUGCACCAGACACUACAACCACCAUAGCCCCCCUUAGCCGCCACAGCUUGGCUGGGGUCUCGCCAUCCCUUCCCACCCUGGACCAACACCUGGAUCCAGCUCCCAGUGAGAAGACCUCUCCUCCAAGAGAGUAUAAUAAUCCAAAGCCCAGUAUAGCAAUUCCCCCCAAACAUGAGCCAAGGCUUAAUUCUGGGAAGUAGUCUGUUUAAUGGAAGCACAGUCACAUAAUUUAUACAUGUCACAAACUCCUCUUCUGUGCCUGGGAGAUAAUUGGGUCAGGAUCCGCAUUAAACUCAAUUAUCUCCAGGCACAGAACAAUUUACACUUUUACAACACCCCAAAAGUACCACCAAAACACAUAAAAACCGCACAAAAGUUACAUCCCCUGAUAGGCCCGAUUUGGGUGACCAACAUAUCCAAAAAUCACCCAGAUCGGUUCAGGGGUUCGGGAUUUGAAUGAAAGUCCUAAUUUGACUGACUGUGCACAUGGUCCUAUGCCCAAAACAGGUCCAUGAUUCAGUGCUAAUGGUCGGUCAAGGCGAUGGUGGAAGUCCAGCGCUGUUCGGGAGUUUCUGUGUCCGAUUUGAGUUCCAUGAACUCGACAACUAAACAGCGCAGCCUGCGUUUAUGCGAACAAGAUGGCCGCUACCUCAUGGUCGUUCAUACGAAUUACAGCCACCCAGACGAACAUUUAGAACACUGCGGUUAGAAUUGUUAAGAGGUGAUGAUAGGGCUUAACAAGCUCCCGGGUGGUCCAUGGUUCGUGCGCCUGUUCGGUUCCCAAACAGCAUAGGAAAAUGUUGCGAACUAAGUCUUUUAAUAGGCUUUUUGCAGGGCCCAUAGACUUUGGGCAGGAGGCUAGCCAGCAGGCCCUUCCAGGAACACAUGGCAGAGACAUUUCCGUCACACUCCAUCUCUUGUGUCACUCUUUACCCUCACCCCCCUAUUUCUGCUUCCUUACUGCCCUCAAACUCUUUUGUGUCUCUCCUUACCCCUUCACCCCAUUUUGUGUCUCCCCUUACUCCCACCUUCUUGUGUAUUUCCUCUUAUGUCUCUCAUCCACUUACCCAGUCUGAAUGUGUAUUGUGAAGAACAGGACCAUGGCAGAGAAUUUUCAUGUUUCUCUGCCCAGUCCAUCAGGGCCAACCCUGGCUCACAGAAUGUGUGGUGAAUGGGGAGAGAGCACAGAAUAUGAUGUUCCGUCACCACCCCCUCUCCUGACUCAGGCAGCUUCUUGGAGCCUGACGCAGCCCUAACAGGCUGAGCAGAGGAACAUGAAGAUAUAAUAGCACUUCCUGCUCUCCACUAGGAAGUAAGGCUUCCCCAUUCUGCCCCGUACCCACGUCUUCCUGUCACCGAGGCUGAACUGCCCUUUUUUUGUAUUUUACUGUACUGGAUAAAUCAGUAGCUGCAGGUCCCAUUGUAACUGCUUUAAUAAAAUAUUGACACUAUGAAUAACAUCUGCCAGGCCCGUCAGAUUCAGACAAAAAUAAACUGAGAAAUAAAAUUAAAAUUAGUGUACUUAUUAUUUUAUUUUUAUUUGUAUAUAUUCAGUCCUACAGAACUCCACUAUUUAUUGGACAGAUGCAAUGUAUACAUCACUUAUGUCUGGUUGUUGGAUGGCUAGGUGAUCUCAGGAGCGUACCAUGUUUCGGUGUAUCCUUCAGGCCAGCCACAACCUUGUUAUCCAAUGGUAUCUGAAAAUGGAAUUGUCUCCCUGUGCUUCUUUAUAAAUUGAUGUGCUUUUCUCCUUAAUAUGUUAUAUUUUUAUAACAGAAUAACCAGAUUGAAGAGAUUCCCCCUGAAGACCUCAUAAGGCUUUACAAGGUGGAAACACUUAACUUACAGAACAACCGUCUUACAUCAAGAGGUGAAUCUCUCACAAUUUAUAUAUCUGAAAGUAGUGGAGGGGCAAUGGGCUUUAUUUGGUUUAGUGACCUCUCCGUAGAGAAGUACAAUCUUUACAUAUCCACAGUCUCUACGCAGGUCUUAGAAUGCUAUAUGUAUCAUUAGGGACAAACCGAAUAGCGUAGAAUGUUAAAAGUUGAAAGUCAAAAACACACAAAAAAAUAAACAAAUAUAAACACCAUAAUUUUAGAACAAUAAAACAAGAAUAUAUUUUUGCUAUGUUAUGAUGGUUUCACAAAAAAAGACGGGCCCAUAUCUAUUAAAUAUCUUAUAAUGGCCUCAAUUUAAAGGAUCACUAUAGGGUCAGGAACACAAACAUGUAUUCCUGACCCUAUAGUGUUAAAACCACCAUCUAGCCCCCCUGGGCCCCUCAUGCCUCCAUAAAUAUAGCAAAAUCUUACUGUAUUCAAGCCUGAAGCUGUAACUCUGCAUGCUGUUAGACUCAGAAAAACAAGCAGUCUGCUGACAUGUGGUAGCCCCAUCCAAUCACAAUGCAUCCCCAUAGGAUUGGCUGAGACUGAAAAAGAGGCAGAUCAGGGGCAGAGCACAUGAUUCAAACACAGCCCUGGCCAAUCAGCAUCUCCUCAUAGAGAUGAAUUGAAUCAAUGAAUCUCUAUGAGGAAAGUUUAGUGUCUGCAUGCAGAGGGAGGAGAUAGUGAAUCACAGGAUGCUGUGCACAAUGCUGCCCUGUGCUCUGCUGACAGCAGAUCUGAGUGGAUGCCUCCAUCAACUCCGAAGUCCCUCUGGUUCACUCUUAGUGACUGCAACUGGAGGUGUUCCUAGUGUUCAACUUAAACACUGUAUUUUUUUUAGAAAAUACAGUGUUUACAUGAGAAAGGCUGCAGGGAGCUAUAGUUCUCAUCUGAACAACCUCAUUAAGCUGAAGUUGUUCAGGUGACUAUAGUGUCCAUUUAAAUGUUUUGGAUAUGCUUUUCAAAUGGUUUAAUAGUUUUGGAUAUGCUUUUAAAAUGACUUAAUAUUUUAAAAAAUAUUUAUAGUUAUAUAAAUAUAGUAUAACUAUAGUAAAAAUAAUAUAUAUUAUAUAUACUAACACAUUUUUAUAUGUUAUUUUAAAAUAUAUAUUUUAAAGGUUUAUGCAAAAAUAUUAAAUCACGUGAAAAGCGUAUUUCAAAAUAUUAAAUCAAGGCCAAUUCCAUAAAUAUUUUUACACUGAAUUAUUCUUUUGUAUACAUUUUGCAUCUUAUAUUUGUGCCCUUAUCUGCUCAAAAGAGUCUACAAAAAGCAGACAAUGUGGGAUUUAAUCUAGUAAAUUUUGUGAUUUAUAAUUUGAAUAUUGAUAUUUUCUUGUUAUAUUAGAAUAAAAACCUGUUUAGUCAAAUGAUUGUGCUUUAGAUGUGUCAAUUUAUUCAACAACACAAUGUAAACACAGAUCAAAUUUGUGGCAAUAUUCUAUGGAAAUAAGUGAUUUUUUUUUAAAAAUACUCCGCAGUAGAUUUAAUCAAAGAUUAUAAAGGAUGUCGUGACAGGAGGAAGUAGGUGUCUCACAGCGAGUAUGGACCAUUUAUGAGGAAGCCAGGAAAUUGUUGAAAUACAGUCAGUUGUAACAAUGUAACAGCAUUGGAUCUGGGAUUCUUCCAUUUUUUUUAUGAAACUGAAAUGUAUCCAAUUCAGUGACUUAAAGUAUAGACAAAGUUAAGAGGAUUAGUCAGCCAUGAAGUCCACUCUGGCAGUGGUACUGACUAUGGCAGGUGGUUUUUAUCUUGGUUCACCCCAGCUGCAUCCUGUUGCCUUCCCAGAAGUGUGGCUUGCUAGGAAUUCUGGGAAAUAUAGUCAAACAACAACAAGACAGCCAAGAUUGGACUUCCUACACUGUGGAAUGAGGUGGAGUUGGCUUAUUAAGUAGAACAGACUUACAGUGAUUAAAAGGGCGGUAAAAUGGAUAUGUACUAAUCUGUGAUAAUCCUGAAAGUGACUAUGGAAUUACAAAUUUCAAGACAAAAUAGUCAAGCUAAAAUAUGCUUAUGUGACCUGUUCAUGGAGCUACGAAAACCCCCAGCAACAAGGUAGCAUUUUAGAUGUAGGGAGUGCCUGUUUUGCUCAAUUCCUAAACUGUUGUUAAUUUUGCUAAAUUUUGGGGUAUUCAUUAGAGGGUCAAUCCAAGCACCAUUCCCAAUUCAGUGUUUUGAAGUGGUCAUGGUGCCUGGAGUCUGUAUGUGCAGCAUUUCACUUUGACACAUACAGAGAUUCUCCUUAGCUGCUGGGGGUCUUACUUUGCCUUUGGCAACAUCACAGGGGUAUCAGCCAUCCCAAAACAGUGUUUGUGAUUGCUUAUACUUAGCGUACGAUAUAAGGCUGUUUUUGGCAAACUGAUAAUUGCCAAAAAUGGUGUUAAAAUCAUAGGGAAGUUGUGAUUUUGAGCAUGUGACUUACUUAACAGGUCCUCGGAAAGCGUGUUAACAUGUAGAUAAUUUUCAAAUGAUCGACUGUGACCAAGGCGCAUAUCUGUAGUGAAAAGCACAUGAUAAUAAAGAGAGAUGCUGAUGGAAUUAGUUUUGGCAGGAUUAGUUAUUGGAAAGCUCUGUGACAUGGACGUUAAGAAAUAAAAAGUAAUGCAUGUAUAAAAACUGUAAGCUGCUUCGACCCAAGUGGGUCAAUUUCCCUUCUGAUGUACUUAGCUGGUUUGACUAUUCUGUGAUAGUCUGUGUGUCAAAAUAUUUUAGAACACUUGGUUACUGAUAUAUUGUAUCAACCUAACUACUGGGCUGAAAUUCUUUAAUCAGCCCGUGGUUAGAUAAAGACAGCGCAUCUGCAGUUUAAGUACAGAGUUUGUCGCCUUCACUGUGUAAAUGGCCUUGCUACAUUGCAGUGAUGUGGGCUGCAGGAUGUCAUUGAUACUAUGUCUGUGCACUGAUAAUAUUUCUCUGUCUUUCUAGGCCUUCGUGAUGACCUGUUCGAGCAGCUAGAGAGCCUAAGUUACCUUUAUUUGGCAAAUAAUAAGGUAGGACUAAUAAGUAUCUUCUAUACUAUUGUUCUCUUCAGCCUUUGGUAAUUUCUGGACCUGUCCUUUGAAUAUCUCAAUAUCUCCUAUAUGCAAGUAUAUAUUUAUAGACUGUAGGAGACAGAGCUGUUUAGGAGCCCCUUUGAGUUUUGUUAGGAGCCAAGAAAUAUGCACACCCAUCCAUUAAACAUUCUAUAAAUUUAAUUAAUUAGAUAAGAACACUCCAAACACCACAACCACAUCGGCUUAUCGUUUUAAUUACAGUUGAUUGUUUAAUUACAUGUUAUGGUAAUGUCACCCCUUAUUGUAUGGUACGAGGAUGCUCUCCCUAAAAGCUUACCUUUUAACCCCUCUAAAUUUCUCUAUUUUCUUCUUAAACUGUGGUCCCCAAACUCAGACCACCUACCCUUUGACUUGAAAAAUGAAAAUCUAGAUUCUACGUUGCAACAAGUUGUGUUUGAGCUGCUUUCUUACAAAGACCUAGUAUUACAUUAACGUAGUGUACCCUACCCAGCAUGCAGGGCUUGCAUCCUAAGGGAUUCUCCAAGAGAAGGUAAUACAGGAGAGUCCGUACUAACGCCCCUUAGAGUGACAGCUUAAUGGAAGGCCUACAGGAAGACAAAAUGCUGGUAACUGCAAGCAGUAAAAUAGUCAAAUGAACCAGCUGAGGUCAAUGAGUGUAGAAGUCAAGUAAUUGAGAAGUCAAUGAGAAAACCAGACAAGGUCAAAAUUGCACAGCAAACAACACAAUUCAAUAUGCUAUUGGGCAAUGCAAGCAAAGGGAUGUUUAUAUAACAUGCAGAAACUAGCUAUUGGUCUGCAUCAUUCCUCCAUGCUCAAGAGGUUCAUCUAUGACUGUACUGUGUACACUCUACUCAUGGACAAUAUAAUCGCGAUGCAAAGCUUUAGAAAUGGAAUACGAAAAUCCUCCCUAAAAUGAACGAAUAUCUAUGGGCUGAGCAGACUGGCAGGACGCUAGUAUCUGAAAUUUUAGAAAUUAUUUUGUUUCCUGUGUCUCACAACCCUUCCGAGAGGUUCAAAGAAAUUAGAGUAUGAAGGCAAAUAUACACAUUAAUACAUAGAGUAGGUAAAAUGCAUUUAAAUCAUCAUAAACUAUGCUUAGCCAUAUUUGUAAAUAACUUGCCGGUUUGAUUGGAAAUGCAGAUUUCUUAAAAACAAGCAAAAUAUCAAAGCAGAACAUGUUUUACUUUUGGGGGGCAGAAUGCCCAUAUACAGUAAAUAAAGCUAACUGGUUGAAAUUGGGCAUCUGUAUUUUAAGCUAGUAGAGGUUGUUUUUUAGGAAAGUGUUGUUUCGGAGAUGUGCACACCGUAGCUGAGUGGGGAUUCGAAGAGGACUCAGCACAAUGUGUCGGGACUGAUUGGAGCACUAUUUUAGAGAUUUCUUUACAGCACUGGACAGUAAAAUAAGUUAUGGUUUAUUAAAUAUAUUUUACUUAUUAUUGGAACAAAAUGCAAACAGAAAUCAGGGGGAUGGCAGUUAAAAUGAGACAUAUUUUCUGUUCUUGAACAUGUGAGCCAUGAUGUCCAAAGAAAAUAAAUUAUUAAUAGAAAACACGCUAAAUUGGUUUGCUUGCCAAACCUGGAAAUGUUUUAGAGUGAAAACAUGAUUUGGCGCUUAGCUGAAAAUUUUAUGCGAGCAGAAAAGCUAGGCCCCUUUCAGUGAGAACUGGCAAAACGUCUCAGCUUGGCAACGUUAUUAGUGCUUCAGUGAAAUAUAAUUCUGAUGUGCUUAGUAAAACCUACUCUGGGCAUCGAAUUAUGCUUGGCGACAAGACACAAGCAAUGGGCCAAGAAGGUGUUGGAAGCAACGCUCAUUUACAAAACGCUAUCUGAAUGUGUCGUAAAGUCUGUAUUUCAGUAAUUCUGUUUUUUUUUUUUAAAGGGUUAAUGUCACUUUCCAGGAUUUUUCAUAUUACACUUACUUGUACCCUAUAUUUAACAAAUAUUUAAAUUUAAAAGCAUUUGGCACUGUUUAUAUCUCUAUUCUGGAUUGCAUGCCUCCAUCUUGGCUCCCUGUCAAUCAUUAUUUUAAGAUCCGCCCUCUUUGAACCAGUCAGUCCGCAAAGAGAGAGCAUACAGUGAGGAACAGAAACAAUGUUUCUAUUUCUUCUUCUCAUUUGCAAUUUGUGCCUUGACUGUGCCUGGAUUGAACUGGAUUGUGAUGUCAAUAAGAACAUAGAGCAUACCAUAAAAAGGGUUAAAGGGACACUAUAGUCACCAGAACAACUACAGCUUAUUGAAUUUGUUCUGGUGAGUAGAAUCAUUACCUUCAGGCUUUUUGCUGUAAACACUGUCUUUUCAGAGAAAAUGCAGUGUUUACAUUACAGCCUAGUGAUAACUUCACUGGCCAGUCCUCAGAUAGCUGUUAGAGAUCCUUCCUGGGUCAUGGCUGCCUAAAAUGCAUCCAAACAUUCAGUAUAUCCUCCCUCUGCAUUCAGACACUGAACUUUCCUCAUAGAGAUUCAUUGAUUCAAUUAAUCUCUAUGAGGAGAUGCUGAUUGGCCAGGGCUGUGUUUGAAUCAUGCUGGCUCUGCCCCUGAUCUGCCUCCUUGUCAGUCUAAGCCAAUCCUAUGGAGAAGCAUUGUGAUUAGAUCAGGCUACCACUUCUGAUGAUGUCAGCAGACUGCUUGUUUUUUUUAGGCAAACAGAUGGUGGUUUUACCCUAUAGGGUCAGAAAUACAUGUGUGUGUUCCUGACCCUAUAGUGAUCCUUUAAUUCAAGCUAUAGGUGAUUUUCAAUGUUUUAACCAAUGGUGUAAUUUCCAUAAAAUUCUCACUUUGGUCAUAUCACUCUUGCCUGAGGAAAAAGCCUACUCUAGCAUGGGACGCCCUACUCGUUUUGUGUUAGCCGGGUUCAAUAGAAUUUUUGAUAAUAAUCUGAAGAUUCCAUGCUGAUCCUUAAACCCAAACAAAGAGAGAAGUGUACCCUUGCAUUAGGCAGGCUGGGAAUGAUUGUAAGCACAGAGGAGAAAAAUGUAAAUAAACGGAAAGGGGAAGAGGACUGCUUUAGGAAGCCGAUGUAUGUUGGGUAUUUGUUUGUGAAUUUCAAUGGGAAGCACAGAAUGCAAUAUUGUGAUCAAUUCUGGUGAAAAACUCAUUGCAGGAGUUGAGAAAACAUAGGCUAGAUAGCCAGUGAUGGUCAAGUAGUCCAGAAACAUGGUAAGCAGUUAAUAGGGUCCGGAACAAAGGAUGGGGUCAACAAGUGUUUUUUACGAAGCUUUGUUUGUAUAUAGUUUGCAUGAUGUCCAAAGCCCCCCUUUCAGAAUUUUAAGAAUAGCUUUCUCUGGAUAUGAAUCAAGGCCUUACAAGGCAGCAGGUACAUGGCAUGACAAGCAAGCAUCAGCAAUGACUAGCAUGGCAGGCAAGUAGACCAUCUAUGCCAAGUGACCCUGACCCAUGCUUUGGAUGAUGGCAUGGAUUCUCAUUGUUCUCUAAGAGGACAAAGACAUCUUCCAAAAUUAGUCCAACAAUAGAUUCUCCAUCCGACAUCUUACGCGCAAGUCUAAAGUGACUCAGUUACACGGUGGACUUUCGCUCUCCAAACAAAAGGUGUCCAACAACCAACCAUCCAUUUGUCUUCCAUCUGCACUGAUGUAACACUACUCAAGUGUUUUUGGUGAAAAACAAGGCACAAUUAGACACACUAUGAGACCGCACUCCAAAAAUGGUGUUUAUGAAUGUUCUGUUUUAUGUUACUUACGAAACUCAUCCUUAGGAAAGUUUCUUCGUAGGAAAUUCUAAAGUGUCUUUAAACUGUUUCUAAUUGAUGACACAAUAUAUUUAGUACUACUCUGUUAGCAACCCUACAGAUGGGUUUGGCCACACGCAUAGUGGAUGUCACCACUUUCAUAGCAUCUAGAUCUGCAGACUACUGUCUUCAUACUGUCAGCUUUUCCCACUGAGAACUUUCUGCUGCCUACUUGACCAGCUGCCUGAAUCUGUCCUUAGUGUGGUAAAACUACUGGUCUCCGUUUUAACCGAUUUAGUAAUGGAAAUUCCAUGUAAGCUUUCAGAGAUACUCCUAACUGUCUCUUCCAAGACACACACUUAUCCAAUUACUUAUCCAAUUAUGUCUCUGCAGCAAAUCUAUAUUCACAAUAUUGCCAGACAUACUCCUUACCUAAAAUUUGUGGGAAUUUGACAUAAGAAUUGUAUAUUUUAGUUCAAAAUAUCGAAAUUGGGGGAAAAAAGUUUUGACUCCUUUCCCAGUACAAAUAUUUGACCUAAAAUGGGCCUAUUCCUACAAUUUCUCUUUUAGGGCUUUAUUUACUAAAUUAGGAAUUUAGCAGAAUUGACAAUGGAACUGAAAAUUUGUUGUGCCCGUUGGGGGCUUCCCCUACCUACAUCUUAGCGUCUAUGUGAUAUGGAGCAUUUCUAGUGUUGCAUUAAGGCUGAAUUAACGGCAAACUGUUGUGUCAUGACGACUGCGCCGGUUUCAGCAAACAAGGGUUUAAUGAUAGUAACACAAACAAGUGUGAUAAUAAAAGCACCUAAUAAACAGUGAUAAUAUAUGGCAGCUGGUGAUGCAUAAAGGGUUUAUUGAUGCCUACUUCGCUUGAGUUGUGGAAGCCACCUGUGCAUUUAGAAAUGCCCCUGGUACGAUUCUACAUGGUUAAGUGAUACAGAUUCUGCUCUGCCUGCAUCACCUAUUCAGUGGGGGAUGCACGUGCACCCUUGGACAGUCUCUGCUUAGGAAACCCAGAGCACCCCUGGCUCAGUGCCUGGUUAUUCUCUAGCCUUGUUGCCAGAAGGCCAGCAGCUCCAUCCCUGUUUCCUGGCCUCCUUCCUGCUUCACCGAUCUCCUGAAUUACUGAUCUUUGGCUUCUUUUCUCCUCCUGAUUUCUGGAUUUUGACUGACUCUGGUUUCUUUCUAUCCUUUACACUGCAGUUCCUGGUUUCCUAGAAAUCCUGUUUUUGUUUCCUGUUUAAUAUCGUCCUGUCCUACCACAAACUCCCUUGGACCCGUCCAUACUUACAAUCAUUCAUUGAAAGCAGGGUUUCACUGUGUUGUCAGCCUCCAUUUGGGAUCCAGGCCCAUGAGCCAAGCGACCAGCCCUAACAAAAUUAGUCUAUUUUAUUCUAAAAUGUGUACUUCGCUUGUCAAUGUUCCACCCAUUUAAUGAAUACACUGAGGUAAAUAAAAUGUGGUGCUUAGAAUGUGAAGUUUUCUUUUCCUUUGUUUCAUCUUGCACAAAAUCAUAGUAAUCAAUUACCAAUCUUCGUCAUCGAUACAUAUAUUUAUUUCUAUCCAGCCUGCCCAACAUCGAGAAUUGUAGCUUUAGCCACGCUCCCUUGGCUCGGAGUUGUGUAGAGGCCGCAAUGCUAGUUGUGGGAUGUUUCUGUAACAACUGCAUGAUGCUGUUUCAUGGCUCAACUCUCCCUGAUCUAGAUCCAAAGAUCCAAUCCAGAUAACUCAGCGGCGUACCGAUGUCUGGCUGGGUCCAGCCUGUGUUAUGUUUGGCCUGUGACUAGCACUAGAAUGAAGUGUCUGAUUAACCAGUAUGUGUCACAGAAUUAACACUUACUUUACAGCUUGUAAGUGCAAACAGUUUGCACAUUAGAUUCUUACACUGAAUUAUUUUAUUAUGAACCAAAGUUUGGUUCAAAAGCUAAAGUUUAGCUGACACAAAACAAGACAGGGCAUAAUUAAUUUGCAUCAAACCAUGGGUGAGAUUGGUACAAAAAAACUAUCAUCACUCCCAAGUGUUAAAAACAUUCCUUUAUUCGUCAAUAUAGUGUGAUUAUAAUCCACAAAUAUUUCCUCAGGGAAAAUAAAUUCCACUUCACAGAGAUACAAUUUCAACGCGUUUCGCAUGUUCCAUACUUUUUUAAACCCGAUCAGUCAGUGUAAUGGCCUCAUGUGGGCGAAUGAAGGCAAUUAACAGGUUGGAUGUAAUUGCAGUUUUUUUCUUUAAACCCAAUGAGAAAUCAAGUCAUUAAUCACAAUAUUUACUUUGAAACUUGGGUCCAUUAUUGGUUAAUUUCACGCUGUGAGUGCAUGAUUCCAUAUACUGUCACGUAGCACUUUAUAAAUCUAUUUUAUAAUUGUCCAAAAAUUUAAAUGAAAAGAAAAAUAUGUUUUUGUAUAUACAUGUAGUAGAAUACACAUAUAUAUUUUACUUUAUUUACAUAUACAUGAUAAUUCAAUUAAAUCAAUGUGGAAAGCAAGGAUUUAACAAUGACAUUAUAUUUUUGAAUUUUCAUCUAAACUGGAAGUGGUGUUGUGACAGUUUAGUGAUUAUUAAAAAUGGUGCAGAUGGGUAAGCAUUUUAUUAUUAACCUUGACACUACCAUUUGUUUCAAUGUAUUUAUUUAUUUUUUGUAUUUAUAUUGGCACUAUAGGCACCAAACAACUUUAGCUUUAGCUUGCAGUCUCAUUGCUCAAUUCUCUGCCAUUUAGGAGUUAAAUCACUUGUUUUUGCAGCCCAAGCCACACCUCUGUGCAUGUGACUUACACAGCCAUCCUAAACAUUUCCUGUAAAGGAAGAUCCACUGUUUAAACUUCCUUUAUUGCACAUUCAGUUUAAUUUAUAAUUUAUUGUCUCCUACUCUGUUAAUAGCCUUAUCACCCUGCAGGAGCCUCCUGUGUGUGAUUAAAGUUCAAUUAACAAAACUAAGCCUUGUUCUCAGUCUCUGACAUUUACACUAUAUGGUGCAUGUGGUACAUGUAUUUUCUGUCCUUUUGUAAAAAUACAGUUUUUGACUGCUAAAAAGUGUAAAAAACCCCCACCAAAUGUGCCAUUAGUUUUGUGAUAAAGCUCACACAUUGUGUGUAAAUUCAUUGCUGAUUUUAUUCUUUAGGAUUCCAAUUUUUAACUCAUCCAGAUCUUUUUCAACACAGCCUGGUGAAUUACAGAGGACAGUAAAUCCAAUGAAUGGCCUCUGCAAUUUGGACUCUGACUUGUUCUUGCUGAAAAUUUUACAUACAUUGCCAUCGCUCCACAAGUUACUGUUUAGUUAAUAAACCCCUGCAUUGACUAGGCUUUAAUUAACACAAUAUAUAUUUCUUUGUUAUUUUCAGCUGACCUUGGCUCCCAGGUUCCUUCCGAGCUCGCUAAUCAGUGCAGAUUUCGCAGCCAAUUACAUCACUAAAAUCUACGGAAUGACGUUUGGGCAUAAACCAAACUUACGGUGAGCGCUGGGCAGCAUCAUAUAGAUGUAUACAGGUGUAUACAGGUGUGUAUAGAUGUAUGCAUUUGUAUCUAGGUGUAUCUAACUGUACACACAUGGCACAGGUGUGUAAAAAAUGACCAUAGGACUCAAACUGAUUUUUCAGAAUACUAGGCUGUUAUGCAAAACAUUCAUUGCAGGUUCAAAUGUGUGCACAAGAGGUGUCUGUGUUUUGCUUAGCAUAUUAUGUUUUUGAAGAAAGAAAUCAAGACUUUGUAUAUGCCCUGGUUACACUGGAGCAAAGAAAUAUAUUUUUGAAUUUAUUUAUUUUUAAAUAAAAUUUUACAUUUAAAUUAGUAUCUUUUUAAAGGAAUACUCUGUUUAAAUGUAUCAUUUAUUUAGAAUUACGUCUUGUUUUUUUGAGUCCUUGCAUGUAAAAUUAACACAUAAUGUUAUCGAUAUUCCACCACUGAGACACCCUCUUCAAAACAGCCUGAUUUGCCUACUCUGAUGUCAUUGAGCUUCACAACUAUUGUCCAGUAGAUACUUCUCAAAGAGUUCGGAAUAUUGUACCGUGCAUGCAUGCAGUGUGGGCUUUCUUGAGCGGAAUUGUAGCUCAGCAUGCCAUUUAUUCAGGUCAUGCAGACACACUCACAGCAAGCUGCCUGCAAUGUUCCAAAGCCACGUUCAGCCACGUUCAUGCUAUGCGCAAUGUUGCUGAAUGUAAGGAAAUUUAGAAAUCUAACGAACCAAUGGGAAAGCUUAAGUUAUGCCUGUCUUCUAGAGGUAUGGCAACAGAGCAAUAUAAGCAGUGCUGUAUCUCAGAAACAAUUACACUAUGUUACAUAUUACAUUAUACUGAACUACCUCUCAUAUGUGCAUUUAAAGUUUCUCUCUGAGUACCAUAACAACUUCAUCAGAAUUAGUUGUUAUGGUGCAAGGAGGUCAUGGCAGCUGGCUUCCCUACAUGUGGCUCCAGCUGACGGAGGCCAAUGGACACUCUCUUGUGAGCAGGGAUUUAACUCUGCACACACCAAACGUUCAAGCUUUCUAAAUGGCUGUAAUAGCGCUCGCUUUGAGCGUUGCAUACAGUACAUCUGCUAGUCUGUGGCCACUGAAAAUGGCACCAGCUGACAUAGGGUAGUCCCAGGUAUCAAUUGAUAACUGUGUCUCCUGGUGUGAUAGCAGGGAUUUAAGUCUGCUCACAUCGCAUUUUAGCCAUGGGAAUUUAAACGCCCAUUUAAAGGGCUGUUUGUGGGACUCACUGUGAGCACUGCAUGCAACUCCUCUGUCAAAAUGUUAGGACGUGGCAAUACACCCUUACAGCUUACAGCAUUAAAGCCCAAUAUAGUUAGGAUACGUGACACUAUCUAACAUCGUGAAGUAACUCAAUUAUCUCCGUGGAUAGAGCAUAACCUCCAUUUUAUACAAGAUAAUAAAAAUACAUAAAAAUCUAUAACUCACAAACUACCAAAUUACAACCCCACAAUCUGUAUACCCAGAUAGCCCGGAUCUGAGCGCAUAAUAUUACCGAAUAGCGCUCAGAUCACAUACAUCCAGUUCAAUCACCAUAGGACCAAAGUCUUUCACAUAGAUUAUUCGUUAUACGAAUAGGCUCCAUGGGAUAGCUAUCUUGGUGGUUCUGUUCGUAUAGAAAUGUACCGAACGGUACGGCGUUCGUAUGAACGGGAAACAGAUGAAGGGAGGUCGGCAGCUUCAGUGGUGUUCGCAUUAAAAUAGUGUCUGUUUUUAGUUCCAUGAAAUCGUCAACGAACACUGCUGGGUGUUCGUAUGUCCCAGAUGACUGCCGCCUCGUGUUUGUUCAUACGAACGACGACCGCCCAGCCGACCAUUCGACAAUGUGAAGUGUCUACGGUUAGCCACAACGUUCUAAUGAGGCCAAGAAGUUAAUAAGCAGCACACUUCCCUAUUGGGUGGCCGGCCGUUCGGCAGUUCUUUCGGCAAAAAGAGGAAUAAAGCAUAGGAACCGUACGGACAGGGCAAUACACAAACAAACAGACGAACCAGCAUAAAAUAAAAGUAAUUCAAAGACAUAGAGGUCUGUCACACUAUUAAACUAUGCUUACUGUGUGUUACAGUUAUGUAAACAUGAUUGGUUUCUUUAAAAAGAUCUGUGUAUCUACACAACAACAAGCUGACCGACGCAGGGCUACCAGACGACAUGUUUAACUCCUCCCGCAACGUUGAGGUUCUUAUCAUGUCCAGCAACUUUUUGAAGUAUGUUCCAAGGAACCUGCCGCCUGCGUUGAACAAGCUGCACCUAAAGGUACAUAGGCAACUGUACUCCUCGUCUGAGCGUUGUAUGACCAGCACCCAAUGGGCAAUAAACUAGGUCCGUUAAUUUGGGCAAAAAUGUAUUUACAAAUUACUUUGUUUGGGGUUUUACUAAUUAGGGAAUAGGCAGAAAUGUGCACAUUUUUAAUAACCAGGCGAGGAAAAUUGCUGAGUUGGAGACAUUUUCCCGAAUAACAUUUAUCUACUAUUUACACUUCCGUCAAUACUCACUUAAAUUCCCAGGUUUAGUGAAUAUUCCUAAAUGUACGCCAUAUUGCACAGGGUGCUAUAAUAGAGUAUCUUUAUUAAUUAAUGAAAAUAUUAGUAUCUAGAUUUAUUCAGACCAGACACAGAGAGCAACACAAACCUUAUUUAAUAAACAUUAGGGCAAUUCAAUCAAAAUCUAAGAAAAAUCUAAGAGUUGUGAUUCAGAUUUGAGACUCCUAUAUAUGUGCUAUGAAUUCUGGAUAAGAGAGCAAUGUGGGUUUUGGAAUCCUAAAGGUACAAUGUGUGCUGUGUUAUGCAAGAGACAUUUUCUAUUGAAUGACGGCAACAAAUAUUCUUUAAAAACUAAAACACAAUGAAAAUUUAGAAUACGCUCAUAAUAUCUACCAUUUUGGGUUCUCAAAAUUAGUUCAGUUUCAAAUUAAAUAGGCACUCAAACAUCUGGUCAAUGUAAAUGUAUGUUAAAGUGUUUCUCCAACUCUUUUUCUGCGGAAAAAAAUACAAUAAUUACUUUUUUAAAUUAUAUUAUCGAUCCCCUUUCCACCCCCAAAAUAAACGUUCAAAUAGCGUUUUAAGUUAAUUUUAACUUACCUUAAACCAGCCUGGACAAAGCUUUGAAGGGGGAACUUUAUGUCUGUUGUCAGCAUGCAGUGCGCACUGCCGACAGACUUUUGUAUGCACAGAAUUGACAUUACGCAGCCCAGAACAGAGUUUUGGGCAACUUAAGUCACGUGUGCUCGGGGUGCAACUAGCCCCCAAAACACAAUUAUAAAUAUCUCUGGAUGUGCAGUGUUUCAAGCUGAAACAUCAUAAUAUAGGUAGAAAAAAGACCCAAGUCGAAGUCAAGUCAAAUAGUCUCAAGACCCUAGUUAUUUUUAUAUUCUCUCUGUAUGAUUAUUUGGGAAGCGCUCUUAUAUCCCAUGCUAUCGUACAAUGCUAUGGAAUACUAAUAGAAUAUUUGCCUUCUUUCUAUCCAGAACAACAAGCUUGAAAAGAUCCCAUUGGGGGCGUUCAGCACUCUAUCAGAUUUAAGGGAGCUCUAUCUGCAGAACAACCUUCUAACCAACGAAGGCAUGAACAAUGAGACAUUCGGGUGAGAAGACAUCGGGCUAGAAUAGGCCAUGCUCAAGAAUUGUGCAUGCAGUUGUUGAUGUCAAUUUGUCCAUAGGUCCAAGGUCUGAAUACUGUGAGCUAAUGGACUGACUUGGCAGGUUGAUUUAGGAGGAAAGAUGGCCCCAAAUAGCCAUCGUGAGGAGGCUAGUGGAGUUCUAAGAGGUUAUAGACUUGAUUGCAAGUGGUGUUCUAAGCCCAACCCAGUCCUCAAGUACCCUCUACCAGUCCAGGAUUUAGGGAUUACCCUGUUGUGUCUAAAGUGUUUUGUUUUGAUUUUUUCUAAAAACACCUUAGACACAACUGGGUAAUCCCUAAAUCCUGGACUGGUAGGGGGUACUUGAGGACUUGAUUGAGAACCACUGUUCUAAGAGGUUAUAGACUUGAUUGAAUACGCUUUCCAAAUAAUUCAAUCCCAUUAGAACAUUUUUCAAAAUGAUUUCUCUACAAAAAUAACCACAGACUUAAUCGAUGGCUUCUGUAAAUAAAUCAUUUGAUAUGUUUUUCUUGCAGUAUUGAAACAUUUGGGAAGCUUAAUAAAUUACGGACUAUGAGGAACCAGGUAGGAAGGUCCCAGGUAGAUUAACUAAGUCUCAGUAAUGUAGGAUCUCAAGAGCAAACAUUCUAGGGUUGUAAACCCCAAAUGAUCCCCAGUAUAUGCCUUGCCGGAAUUGUGGUGUGAUGACAAAGAUAUAUUAUGCACCAAUCAGGUAGCUCAAUGGAUAGGGUUCCAGUUACAGUAUAUUGACUUUCUGAGGUCAAUAAAAAAAGUGACAUUAAAUUGGGUAAUGACAUCUAAACCCCAGGACAUACUGUAAAAACGUAAAAAGACCCUUCUUGGUUUACUUAUUAUAAGCCCUAAACUAUUUUGGUAACAGAUGUAAUAUAAUGUAUUAUAUAGAUAGAUGUAUAUAUAAUAGGUGUGAUAAGGUAUUGAUAUUAGAGGCAUUGAGUCCUAAUCAUAUUUCCAGUGAAAUAUGUCAGUUGGAGUCUACAGAUGACAUAACCACUUACAAAUAUAUAAUAUUUUUUUUUUAUAUAAAGUUCACAUCCGUUAAAUUUCUAUUAUGAUCUAUUCAGUACUAUAAAAAAAAUUAGAUUGUUAACUGCUUUUUUUUCAUGAAAAAAAAUGUGUAUGAAGAUCUUGUAUUACUAUUUCUUUCGUUUUCUGAUCCCUAAGUUACAAAAAAACAAACUUAAUUUAUUGAUUCUUAUUUUGCGUUGGUACCAAUCAAUUUUUGAAAUCAUAAAAUUUUGUCUCUAAAUUGGAAAUUAUCCAAAAGUGACAAGAAAAUGGAAAGUUUAAAUUUUGUUGUUCGCUGCCAAUUAUCCCCGGGUCCCAGUUUUGUAAAUAACCCCCACUGUGCCCCUCCAUGUAUCACUGAUACUUCUCCUGAUACUUUAUAUCUCUCUGGUUCCAGAAAACUGAACAGGUUGGAAUACCUAGACCUAUCAAGCAAUAACCUUACACAUAUCCCAGGAGGCUUACCACGGAAUAUUGUCAUACUCCAUCUAGAAAAGAAUAAUAUCCGGUCCAUCUCCAAGGAUGUCCUGACCCAGAUAAGGAACUUGGAGUAUCUUCUCCUUCACAAUAAUAAACUGAGGGCCAAAGGCAUUCAUGCAGAUGCCUUCUUGGGCUUAAAGAAGCUGCACACUGUGCAUAUGUAUAAUAACUUGUUGGAGAAGGUGCCAGCUGGCCUGCCCCGCCGGGUAAAGACACUAAUGCUUCUCCACAACCAGAUAUCCAGUAUUUCUAAGAGUGAUUUUGCCACCACCUACUUCCUAGAGGACCUCAAUCUCAGCUACAACAAGAUAAUGAGCAGUACAGUCCACAGAGAUGCCUUCAAAAAACUACGACAACUCAAGACUCUGGAAAUGUCGGGAAACAGCCUAAAGUCAGUGCCCUAUGGGCUCCCGAAAAACUUGGAGAUUCUGAAGCUGAAAGAGAAUGAUAUCAGCUCAAUCCCCCAAGACACACUGUCCGGGUUGUCGAAGUUAAAGGAGCUUUAUCUGAGCAACAAUAAAUUGAAGAUCAAUUCUGUUUAUACAGGAGCUUGGGCAGAACUCAGCAGUCUCCAGGUUAGUUCCUUCUCUAAUUAUGUUGAUCCCAUUAUUGUAGAGACAUAUAUUACGCCAUUGUUUUACCAAUUGAUAAAGUUAAUAUUUUUAGCUACGCAUUUAAAUGUAUACUCUACGCACUAUAACAACGUUAGCUUAGUGUACUGAAAUUGGGGUUUAGAUCAUGACCCUGCAGAUUCACUGCUCAAUUGUUUGCCUUUUAGAAGUUAAAUCACUUUGUUUAUGAGGUCCUAGCCACACCUCCCCUGGCUGUGACUCACACUUCCUGUAAAAAGAGAUCCAAUGUUUAAACUUUCUUUAUUGCACAUUCUGUUUAAUUUAGAAUUUAAUAUCUCCUGCUCUGUUAGUAGCAUGCUAGAACUUGCAGGAGCCUGCUGUGUGAGAUUAAAGUUCAAUAAACAGAGCAGUAGAUAAGACGUCUAGAGUAAACACACUGUGCAUUGAGCAGUGAUCUAUACAGAAAAACUGCUUUAUAAAGCUAAUGUUGUUUUGGUGACUAUAGUGUCAAUGUAACUCCUAAAUGGCAGAGAAUUGAGCAGGUAGACUGCAGGGGUAUAAUCUAUAUACAAAAUUGCUUUAUUAAGCUAAAGUUGUUUUGUUCCUUAUCGUGUCCCUUUAAGGUUUUAGUACUUUUUUCUGAAAAAUAUUUUUAAACAUUCUGUUUUUCAUAGAUAAUAAUAUAUGAAGUUAGUAAUAUAAAAUGAUGGGCAAUGCAUUGUUAUACACAUCAUUCUUAUAAUGUGCACAUUGAUUAGGGUUACCUAAUUUGUAGCAUAACUUACUAGAUCUGGCCACUUUAAGAUUGUAACAGUCUCUCUGACACUUUCCAUUUGCUGUCUUUCAGAUGCUCGACCUAGCAGGGAAUCAGCUCUCAUAUGUUCCCCCUGAUUUGCCUGAAAGUCUAGAGUACCUGUACCUUCAGAACAACAGGAUUGUAAUGGUGACUGAUAAUGCCUUCGAGUCCACCCCAAAUAUAAAGAGGAUCUUUCUCAGGUAGAGGGUACAAAGCGGAGAGAACGCAGAACCCAGAGGAUUGAUUCAAUUCCAUAGAAAGCCUGUUUUGUUUUUCUUUACAAUCUCCCCUCCCACCUUCCCCUCUGUGCCAAAUUAAGGGUUAAAAGGUCAGCAAUCUGGGGGACCCUAAUAUGCAUGCGCAGUGAGCACAUCUGGCCUUCCCCACAGGAAAGUAUUGAUCCAAUGCUUUCCUAAGAGGGAUUUAAUUACACUGGUGUCUGUUAAACUCUAGGAAGAUCCACUAGUGGCUGUCUGGUAGAAAGCCACUAGAGGCAUUCUUAACCCUUUUAUGUACAUUGCUGUUUUUUUUAAACUGUAAUGUUUUACAUUGUAGAGUUAAGGGAACAGUGUCACUGCACCCACACCACUUCAAUGAGAUGAAGUGUUUUAGGUAUAGUGUCCCCUUAAAAUAUUGCGUAUAGUGUCCCCUUAAAAUAUUUUUCAUAUUAUUAAAUCAUUUUAAACGUUUAACCAAAAAUAUUAAAUAAUUUUAAAAGCUUAUCCAAUAAUUUUAAAUCGAGGCCAGAUUUAGUAUGUUAAAAAGAACACGAUAUUCAGUUAUUAAAAGUAUAAAAAAAGAAAAGAAAAACAGGACAGGGAGUAGAGCAACAAAAAAGUACCAAUAAUAACCCUAAAUAAAUAAGAUUGUGAUAUCAGGAAUUCUUCAAUAUCCUAAAACUACUUGUCACCUAGCAGGGCUAUUCAUUAAGCCGUGAAUUUGUGGAGAGUUGCAAGCAAAUUGUACCUUAGACAUGUGCAUUCGUUUUAGGACAAAUACGAUUUUCUGACUUUUUCGUAUUUGUUUACUAUAACAUAAACGAAGGUCCUACAUAUGAAUUAUAUACAAAAUGAAAGGGCAAAUGCCGAAUGCAUUACCGGUUCAGUUAGUUUAACCGGCUCGCGGCUCCCUCCUUGUAAAAUAUGUGAAAAUAGAAGGGGCAGGGAGCAGUGCUCCCCGCCACUUCCUUACUCCCCCCAUGCCCCGUAUCAUUCUAUGAGGGUUAAUAUGACCCCCAUAUUAGCAUAAGGGAGAUUAAAAUCUCACCCUACCUCCCUCCCUCACCCUAAUAAUAGUGAAGGAGGGGCAAUAAACUAAAACCCUGUAAAAUAAAAUGUCACUUACCAUUAGAUGUCUUCUUUUUUCUUUUCUUUUCUUUCUUCAGCCCCAAUAAAGGCCAAAUAAAAAUCAAUAAUUGUCCUGUCGCAACGGUUAAAAUAAAAUAAGAAAACGGAGCGCAAAAAAAACCACAGCAAAAAAAAAUCCAUGUUCACCCACAGUGGGCUCCGCGCAGAAUGAGCUCUGCAGGGCGAGGGAAGCCUUAUGUAAUUUGACUCAGAGGUAAAUGAAAAGACUGACAGGUAAGUCUCUACAUUUACUUGUCACAGCACUCUGAUUGGUCUGCUUGGAAUACAACCAAUCAGAGUGCUCUGAGUCAUUUUAAACAGCGUGGGAGAAUUCCAAAGGCCGGGUGGACAAUAGGUCCCCCCCCUUAUUGUCAUUUAGGGCCCACACCCGCCGCUCAUGGGUGGGGGCCAUGUGGAGGAGGACAAGAGGUGCCCAUCCAUUGACUGUUAGGGUCCCCACUCGCCAUUCAUUAGGUGUCCCUCCCCCUUUAUUUAAUUAUUUAAGGUCCCCAACCGCUGGUCAUGGGUGGGGACCUCAGAGGGACUUUAGGUCCCCCCAUUAUUUAUCCCCCCCAUUAUUUAUGAUUUAACCUCCCUUUUAUUAAUAUGGGGGUCAUAGGGAAUUGUUAAUAUUAUUACAAGUAGGGAGCAGGUAUCACUGCUGGCUCCUUCCUUGCUUUUUUUUUUUGCACAUGCGCAGUGUUAUUUUCAUCCUAAUGGACGAAAACAAAUGAUUUUUACCGAAUUUCGUCUGAAAACUAAUGUUUUACGGACGAAAUUUGGAAUGGACGAAUGACAUUUUUAUUAAGUACGAAUUCAUUUGUACGAAACAAAUAUUUAACUGGUGCACAUGUCUAUUGGACAUAUUAGGCCAAAAUAACUUAUUUGCAAAUAUUUCUGGAAUCACCAAAUUUCCUUCUCCGCUGAGCCUCAAAUUAACUCUUGUUUCGGGCUAGCUAAUGACGCUGCUUGCCAAAUAUUUGUACAUGUGCAACAUACAGGCUCCUUGCACCAAGACCACUUCAAAAUAUUAAUGUGAUCGUGGUGCUUGGAGCACUCCUUUAAUUCAUUUCUGCAGGAGAUGGGGACCUACCUUUUGAUCACUAUUGAUUUGAGAUCUAACUAGAGAGUUGCAGCAAAGUGACCCUUGAAUAUUAUGCCAAAAUAACCGAUUUGGAGAGAAAAAGAGACAAAGUGUUCAGUGAAGAAACCUGUUAGCGAUGCAGUUUUUAGGAAAAUGUCCUUUAUGAUCAAUGUGUCUGUUUCUCUGGCAGGUUCAACCUUCUCACCCCUGAAACUGUGAAGGAGAGGGCCUUUUAUGGACUAGAAAAACUGCAGGUACUGGACAUUGAGAGCAGCCUGGCCCUGCCCAAAGUCUUUAAUAAGAAGGAAGCUGGGAGAGAGAAAGAAAAGGAAGAGGAGGAGGAACAAGAGGAAGAGGAGGAAGACUAGGAGUGGAUGAGAUAAAGCGGAAAUAUCUAUGUAUGUAGUAAGCAAACUAAGCAUCUUCACAUCGUGUAUUUUGCCGUCUUUGCAGAUUAUACCUACCUUAGCUGGUGAGAUAUCUCAGUUGGUUAGUGCACCAACUGAAUUAUGUGUUCAGCGCUCAGGGUUGCAGGCCUAAUUCAUAUUAAUAAAGGUUGACUCUGCAUUUUAAUCUUGCAGGAUUAAUAAAGUAAGUACCAUAGAGUUUGGAUACUAGAAACAGCUUUAAUUUUAUGAAACAUAACGUGAUUAUAUCACGUGUGCUCUGUGAUGUAUGCAUGAUGAUGUAUAUUUUUGGAUCGUUUUGAUGCAUUACAUUAUUGUACAGUCUUGUAAUUCCAGUUCAGAACGUAGCUAAAAUUAAGCUUUCUGGUGUGCAGGUUGUUGAUAAUGCAGAGGGACAGAUCCUGAGACAAUGAGAAGACAUUCUACCACCCUCCGCAUUCCAGAGGACCUGCCCCACGUUGACUUGCUCCUUACUUUAUUUUGCUUUGCUGUGCACUGCAGUUGCCUCUGGAGGUGAUCAUUUUAAGAAACCCUAGAAGAGAUCCAGAGAAGAGCUCUUUUUCUGGACAGCUAUCCAUGGACCUUGCAAAAGCUGGCUUUUGUUGUAUUUUUAUAAUCUAUUUCAGAUUUAAGAAUAAAUGAGAAGAUGCUCACCUGUUGGUUUCUUUCAAUUUGUGGGAUGCUGCCAAUAGCGUGGAUGAGUUACACAAGGUUAAUUAUGGAAUAAGAUAUUCUACAUGAUAAUUCUCCUGACUGUGUGUAUUAACCAUCAUUGUAUCACCUUCAGGUUUUUGAGAAUUAAUGAGGGACAUCUACACCUUUAUUCUCCCCUAGUGAAAGUACAAACUGGAAUUUUUUUAUAUAAUUGAAGCCAGAUUUCAUGCAUUAUAUUGCAUCAUUUUAUUUUUUGGGUUGUUUUCCCGUUCUGUGUUCAAUAUAAGAAAGCACUCAUUUUUGGAUGAAUAGAUAUAAUUUAACGAAAGCAACUCGUAUAACAUAGGUAGCGCCCAUGAGGUUUACACUGUUAAUCUGCAUAUUUAUCAUGUAGGGACAAGUGAUGGCCUGCUGUACUUUGGU
This is a messenger RNA of Pelobates cultripes (western spadefoot toad), 36274 nucleotides long. The record is from the annotation of a GenBank genome assembly. Lineage: Eukaryota; Metazoa; Chordata; Amphibia; Anura; Pelobatidae.